Brassica oleracea var. oleracea is the source of this 772-nucleotide messenger RNA. RefSeq lists its product as uncharacterized. The transcript is spliced from 5 exons. NCBI's taxonomy places the organism in Eukaryota, Viridiplantae, Streptophyta, Magnoliopsida, Brassicales, Brassicaceae. The coding region runs from base 134 to 622 and encodes 162 amino acids. The record is from RefSeq and is a predicted model, not a curated record.
AAAAACACAAUUUAGAGAUAUAAAAAAAAAACAAAGCAGAGGAACAGAACAGAACAUAAGCUCCGACCGAGAAAAGAAUCCCUCUCUCUCCGACGACAAACCAGACCUGCGACCCUUGAGAUAGAAAGAAAAAAUGGGUUUCUUCUCUUUUCUCGGAAGAGUUCUCUUCGCUUCUCUCUUCAUCCUCUCCGCUUGGCAAAUGUUCAAUGACUUUGGAGCUGACGGUGGUCCAGCAGCUAAAGAGUUGGCUCCCAAGCUUGGUCUGGCCAAAUCACACCUCUCUUCCAGAUUAGGAGUAGCAUUUCCCGACAUAGAGGUGAAGCAAGUCGUAUCGGUAAUUGUUGCUCUGAAAGGGCUAGGAGGCUUACUCUUUGUUGUUGGCAAUAUCUUUGGUGCCUAUCUUCUGGCUUUCUACUUGGUGGUUGUUAGUCCCAUCUUAUAUGAUUUCUACAACUAUGGACCCGAGGACCGCCAAUUCUCUCUUCUGUUGACUGAGUUCUUGCAGAGUGUUACGCUUCUCGGGGCAUUGCUAUUUUUCAUCGGAAUGAAGAAUUCGAGGACGACGACCUCCUCAAAGAGCAGCAACCUGAAGAAGAGGACACCCAAGCCUAAAGCUGCUUAGAGUUGGUCUAUUCUUUUCUUCCACAAACGUGUUUCAGGCUUUAGAACAGCUUCUCAUGUCUUCAAGCUCUACCUUCUUUUGUCUUCCCUGCAACUUUUUCUACUGUAGGAUACUACACUUGGCCACAAUUCUAUUUUUUUUCUUCUAGUU